This is a messenger RNA of Porites evermanni, 7379 nucleotides long. Lineage: Eukaryota; Metazoa; Cnidaria; Anthozoa; Scleractinia; Poritidae. The record is from the annotation of a GenBank genome assembly.
AUGGAAACUAACCAGACUGUUGCGAAGAUUUCUGGUUUUGCUAGUCUGGACAAAGGUACUCCAAAACAAAGGAUGGAAAUGGAACCUAUUAGACACAUGGCUCGAGAGUUUGACGGUGAGUGGAACACUUGAAUUAUAGCACUAUAUCUACAAUUGUGUUUAUGAGUUUAAGCGUAGAAUAAGAAAUUUCUUUUUUCCUUUUGUUUUUCUUUUCUUGUUUCUUUUCUUUUCAUGGAUAUAGAAAUAAAUUUAAUUUAAGUAAACUUGAGUUUCUUAUUGCUUUUUCUGUGUAACCUGGGCUCAAAAGGAAGGUUACCAUCUCAUGGACUCAAGUGAUCCGGGUAAUCAAUAUUGCGUGAGAAAACUGCAUGUAAGCCCGGUUUAGCCGCCGACCUUUUCAUGAGCCGAACCUAAUACAUUGCAUUAAAUAAGUACAUGAAAAGUUCGGCGUCUGAAUCAAUUAGGAACGCCUGUUUCAAUUUGGAACGGCUCAGCCGUUCUUUUCGCCUAGCCCGGCCGGGAAUUUCGCCUUUGGAGCGAGUUUGGAACGCCGGGCUUUGAUUCAGACGCCGAACUUUUCAUGUGCCGAACCUAAUGCAUAAAUUAUUAUAUCGUAUUUUGUAAGCAGUUUGACCGAACUUUCGCCUUUUGAACUUAGUUCAGCUGCAAUUAAGAUCAGCGUCCGAAUCAAUUCAGCCGGUCUAAAUAAUUUGGGUCGGCUUUAAUUCGAAUUAGGUUCGGCUCAUGAAAAGUUCAGCGUCUGAACCGGGUUUUUUUACUCUCUGAUAGUCUACUGAUUGCGUGUGAGUGGGGGUUUGGAAUUAUCCAUUUAUUUUAGAUGAGCUUAUUUAAAUGCUGGUGCUCACCACGCAAAGUGAAGUCAUCGAGUUUUCUGAGCGCACGCCAAAUUGCCCAGAAAGAAAGCUUUGAAAGCAUUUUUCUACCAAAAACCCAUCGCAAUACCCAUGAGGAGGGGAAGAAAUGAGAGACUUUUCUGGCCUUUAAGAAUUUCGCGCGUUUGUGUGCGCUGUUUUUUGAUGCGGGAGCGGAGAUUUGUGAAUCGAGUUUGCACACAGUAACCAGCCUUGAUUCGCAUCAUAUGUAAUGUUUGUUCAACACUGAACAAACAACGAGCCUCAAAACCGUAAAAAAAUUAUGGCCAUGAAAUAAGCCCAGUUUACUCAGGAAAAGCAACAACAAACCCAAGUUCGCUUUUGCGUUAGUUUAAUUUAUUUCUAUAUUUAUGCCUAUAUUUCUACGCUUUAAAAUAACUAUAUUGCAUUUAUUCUCAAACGAAGUUUAUAAUCCUUCGUAAAACGGUAUUAAAACGCGCGGUAAUUUAUGCACCGAGCUUGGAUCGACCUGUGUUUAAACCUAUUCCUGAACGUUUUGACAUAGAAUAAAACUAUGUGGAAUUGCAUUUCUUAUGCCCUUUUUCUUUAAUAGAGAUACUAUGACAAGUCCGAUGUCGUCGCAUAAGCAAUGUAACACUUAUUAUAAGAAACUUUCGGCUUUAGCUGAUAGCUCUUGGCCUAUUAAAUAUCUCUUCAGUGUAUGCAAUAUACAUUCUACGAAUUCUUGCAAUUCUUUCACUGGUGUUUAUCUUUGUCUCUUUUCCUUUUUUCAUUCAUUUAUUUACUUCACUAGAAAUACGUAACUCGCAUUAACCCUCACGAAACUGGGCUCUUGUUUACAGCGCUCUCAGGUUAAGUCGUGUGGGGCAGAGUUAGAAACUGGAUGGGUUAGGGUUAGGGUAAAGUAAAGGCUCCCAAGUAUUACAGUCGAACCUCUAUAAUACGGACACCGAAGGGAAAGAGUGAAGUGUCCGUAUUAGAGAGGUGUCUGUAUAAACGAAGUCACUAUGAUGACGUCACUUUAUGACUCCACCUACAGGUUUAGGUGUUCAGUAGCUAAAGCCAGGCUCACACUCGUCUUUAAACUGCGUUUAAGGUUAUUAAUUCACAGUACAAAGGCACUGUCUUUAAGUAGCAUACACAGGAGCCGAUACAACAUUGUACAUAAAAAGAAACGAGCUACAGCGCAAUGCUGCAUGUAAAAAGUUGUAACGUAUACAUAAAACACAAUUGUGAAAGCGUCUUUCGCUGUUUUGCAAGUGCAGUAAACAGUAACUAGAGUACAAAAUGUAAUGAAAAGAUCUUUAUGCUAUCUGUAGUUAUUGAAGCCUUCAAAAAGUCGGUUAUGUUUCUCUGUACACCUUUCGCAAAUCGUUGUUUGGUAUACAGCCACUGGGCUUUAUAUCACUUUGCAUUGCUCAUCAGCCAGACUAGACGAGAUUCACCCUGUGCAUACCGUAAAAUUCCGAAAAUAAGCCCCGGGGCUUAUAUUUUUCCAAGGCCCUUUUUGAGGGCCUUAUUUUUGGAGGGGCUUAUACUCAAGGGGACUUAUCUAUGGAGGGAAGUUUGCGUUUCAAAAUCGAUUGGGCUAGCCUUAUAGUUGGAACGAAAUUGACCGUUUUUGCUUUAUUUUAAUUUGUAUUUGAGGGCAAUUUCCAAGCACAAGCCUCCGAGGGGGCCUAUAUUCGGAGGGGCGAUUUAACGGAGCUUUUUUUACGUUACGAGUUUGGGGGGCUUAUACAUGGAGGGGCUUAUUUUCGGAAUUUUACGGUAUUCAACUGAUCGGGAUUAGGGAUUCGCCUGAUCACCGCAGUGUCCGUAAUAAAGAGGUUAAUUUUAUAUGAAUUUACUCUCUGGGGCCGAGAUUCAGUGUCCGUUAUCGGUAUAAGAGAGAGUCCGUAUUAUAGAGGUUUUUUUAAAGAAAAUAUAUGACAAUUUUGUCGAGACAUUGGAAACUGUUCGUAAUAGAGAGGUGUCCGUACCGAGAGGUUCCACUGCAUUUCUUUUCUUCUUCAAUUCUUUUUCCUUAUUGUCCUAUUUUAUUUUUUAAAUGUGUAUUGAAAAUCAUAUUAAGCAUUAUUUCGGCCGCCAUUUUAUUAAUUCAAACACGGUGCGUUCGCGUGCGGGCCGAAGUACAGGGUACAAACUUUAAUCCAUCGGCGAGAAAGCACCAAAAUUGAGCUACAUGUGUGCUUUCCACGGUGUAAAAUGAAUUCCUCUCCGGCAAGGCGAUAUUGCCCCAGUGCUCCGUGGUUUCUUGCUGUAUUCUUCCCCUUCGUUGGUAUUGCUGAAUUUAAAAAUCGUCAUCCUCGCUCCAGCGGAGUUUUGAUGAUAAAUCGCGUUCAGGGCGAGGAUUCACAGCAACUUGUUGGCAUACUCAAGCACACUCUUUACACAUUUAAAAACUCUUGUGAAAACUCUUGUGUUAAUCCCUUGCUCUUCAUUUUCCAGAGGAUAGCGCAUUUGAAGUCAAACAGUGGGAGAAAAGUACAUUUGUGUGGAAAAUAGAAAGAUUUCUUUACGAUCAGCCACAGACGUUCCUUGAGCCAUUGGGAAUAUCUGACAGCGGUGCUUUCAGUCAAAGUAUGUUUUCUGAACUGCGGAGCGAAGAAGAUAAAGGUAAUUACCAAUCUGUUGUUGUUGUUGUUGUUGUUGUUGCUAGUUUAAACUACACAUACUCAUGUACAUCGCCGUGGCGGAGUUGUAUGACAAAUCAUUAAAUGCAGCAUGUCUUUAUGCCGGACCUGAGAAGCCAGGCAGAGAUUUUUCUUAUCAAGUACAACAACACUACACGAAAAGUGUAACUGGCUAUAUUAUCACCAGGGACAGAUGUAGUUAUUUUAUGACUACAUUUUCAUUCAUUUUCAUAUUUUGGCCCAGUCUUGUUUCCAAUCGUCCUCGGCGAUUUCAGAUGUGACGUCAUCCGUUAAUCCAACCUAGUUCCCAGAGUUCUUUCUCUUGCUUCGAGAAAGAACCCUGGUUGCAGCUGGUCAUAUAACUAUCUGUGACAAUGAACUCCUCACCAGCGUAGGGCUAAUGCCUUUAUCUUUAUAUGUGGUCCAUGUAGUAACUACCAAGGAUGAUGAAAUAAACCGUGCUUACGGUUUGAAAUCAGAAAUUAGGAAAGGAAAAAAAAACUCUGGCAUCCAGGGUAUGGAGCGACUGAAUAUGAGCUAAAACUCGAGGCAGUAAUAUGUUUAUGUUGUAGUUAAUUUUUUAUCUCAGGUAAUUUUUGUUUUCCUUUUGUCUUUGGGUAUGGUAAUGUAUGCUAAUGAAGUUUAAACAAAGGAAAAAAUAAAAAUUACCUGAAAUGAAAAAUUAACUACCACAUAUACAUGCUAUUUGUGUUAAGGUAAUAAAUAAAGGAGCGACAAUUAUACUCAUCAUUACGCUUUCAAAAAGUGCUUCGAUCGUAUACAUUGCACAUAUGAAAUAUUAAGUUUGAGCUUUUCUAACAAUCCUGUCAAAAACACUACGAGAUUAUUAAUUAAAUUCAGCUAAAUAGAAUUUACCUGAGAGUUUCUGAUUCGGUCUCUUUCUUUGCUAAGGUUCAUCAUUUAAAAGACAACAUGAAGAAGCAUUGUAAAUUACCUUUGAUUCAUGUUUCAUAGUUUUUAAGGAUUGAAGACUGGUUUCAGUUCGGUACGGAGGCUAGCUUGAGAAAACAACCGACAUUCCACGACACCACCACUGGUUUCUCCGCGAAAAAACGUCUGAAAAACGAGUUCAGAAAUUCCAUACUGAUGACGUGUCACCACCCAAAACUGGGUAGUGCUUCUAAUUGGUCGUACCGCGUGGGAAAUUUGCUUCAACCAAUCAGAAGCACUACCCAGCCUAAGUAGUGACGUGCCAUCAGUAUGAAAUUUCUGCGCUCGUUUAUCAUACGUCAUUUCACCGGGAAACCAGUGGUGGCGUCACGAAGUGUCGGCUGUUUUCUCAGGAUACCGAGGCUGGCCGUUCACGGCCGUUGAGUGCACUGACUAGUUUGCAUGAGAACUCGGCGUUUGUUUUCCUGCAACGACCGGCGGUCUGACAAAUUCUUGAUGAGUGAAAUUCUUGUAAUCUCUACCCGGAUUCUCUGAAGAUGCCAAAAUUGAUUUAUAUACCUCUUCAUCUCAUGAUAUGAUUUCGAAACCCAUAAGGUUGACAGCUUCCGGCUUUAGUUUUUCGGUAACCCUCGCUUCAUGCCACUGCCAAGAAGAAUCGAAAACUUUCAAGGUAAAUACUUUCCGCGAGUCAAAAGCAACUACAACCAUUUUUAAGUAGAAAGCAUGUGUAUAAUAUGGAAAACUUUGGCUAUAAAUUUGUUCUUAUGACAAACAUACUUCAAACAGUCAAAGCAAUCCUUUUUGCAACCUCUCCAGUGUAUUUUGUAUCUUUCUCACAACAGCGACAUUUUUAUACUUUACUACCCCUUCUAUGAGGUAAAUCUUUGUUCGCCUCCAGAUUUUGGGGGCUCAGGUGACCAGCCGCAAUCAGGAUUCUUUCAAGCAAGGGAGAGAACCCUGGGAAAGAUGUAACCGUUAACCUCGUCGGGAUGUUGUCGGGAGGAAUCGGGAGGAUGCGCCCGGCUAGCGAAAUCCGAAAUGAUUCCAAAAUGGCGUCGCCCCUUGACUAACCAUUCUGUGAGAGAAAUAAAAGCCAUUAAAGUUUUUGUUUCUAUCAUCUAAAACGGUACACCGGGCAAAUGAUUGGAAGGGACGUAUUUAACCUGCACAGUCGAUAAAAUGAUAUAUAAAGACAAAGGAAGAUUUUGUCGCGUAAUUCAGUCUGGGACUUUUCCCGCCAAAAGGGACUUUUUGUUUCAUUUUUUGACAGGCUUUGCGCUGGCUGUAGCAUUCGGUUUCAACGCUCCUUUGCUCACUAGCAUAACGCUAUGGUGAUCUGGGGACGUCGCUGAUUUUGGCCUGGGUUGAGUAUAGUGAGCUUCUUCCCGGGUCCCAGGUGCAGACUGGGAAAGUGCCUCUAUUCCGCAACGCGCCCGAAAGCAUUUAUCUCCGGACAAAUCCCCCAACAUUGUUUUUUAGCUUUGCCGUAAUUUUGGCUACGUAGAUUACUCUGAAAUAUUACAUUCCAUCACCUUAAGACUUCACUGAGUUAAAUUUGAAAAAGCUAUUAUUUAUCCCAAGAAAAACCAUGCAGACUUACAGGGACCGUAUGACUAUUCGAACAAUUAUGCAAGCUGGCGGUUUUUUUGUUCUCAGUUCUCGUGCUUGAAUUAAUUUUUAGUUCAUGCAUGGGUUAUAUAUAACGCUGAAACAACUAACAAUGUCGUUAGAUAUUUUAAGACAUUUAUAUUCUUAUUUACUUAUUUUUGCCGGAUCCAUGGUGGUCAGGAGGAUCCGUGCCUUCACCCCAACUCUUAAUGGAGUCAUCACAUAAUAUACUUUUCUAUUUUACAGAUUGACUAAGAGCAUUAAAAAUGAAAUUGCUACCUCUUAAUCAUCAAAUAUCACUUGUUAAUCAAAUUUGCCUUUAAGAAAGUUUACCAGGCCAGUAUGUGAAGGGUGAAUGAAGAUAGAAGUUUGGACCCCCGUAUAAAAAAGUCCUAGAUUGGCCCCUAAUGAUUGAGAGUUAUUUAUUUACACAGAAAGUGUCAUGUCUGUUGGAAGCGAAAUGAGAGGUGAAGGAUUGGAAGGGGAGGUAGAAAGUCGGAAACGAAAAGAGGAAGAAGCAGCUAAUGCUGAAAAGCUUGGAAUUCAGUUCAAGUUUAACAGUGGUGAUUAUCUCCAGGCUAUUGAAUAUCUCCAAAAGGCUUUAACUAUUAGACAAGAAAUAAGGGACAGAAAAGGAGAGGUUUCGGCUCGUGUAAACCUUGGAUAUGUGUAUUCUCAUUCUGGUGACUACUUUAUAGCCAGAAAGUACCUUGAUAGUGCACUUGAAAUAACAAAAGAAAUCGGGGACAAACAAGGAGAAGCUAAUGCCUAUGUAAAGCUAGGAAUAUUGCAUAAUUUUCUUCGUGACUAUCAAAGCGCUGUGGACUAUCACGAGAGAGCACUUAGAUCGCACAAAGAAACUGGGAACAAACAAGGGGAAGCUUUAGCUUAUGGAAACUUAGGAAAUGCGUGCCAUUCUCUUGGUGACUAUCAGGGGGCUGCGGACUAUCACGAAAGAGCACUUAGACUUAACCAAGAAACUGGGAACAAACAAGGGGAAGCUGCAGCUUAUGUAAACUUAGGAGUUGCGUACAAUUCUCUUGGUGACUAUCAAAGGGCUGUGGGCUAUCAUGAGAGAGCACUUAGACUUAACCAAGAAACUGAGAACAAACAAUGGGAAGCUUUAGAGUACAGAAACUUAGGAAUUACGUACCAUUCUCUUGGUGACUAUCAAAGGGCUGUGGAGUAUCAUGAGAGAGCACUUAGACUUAACCAAGAAACUGGGAACAAACAAGAGGAAGCUUCAGUUUAUGGAAACUUAGGAAAUGCGUACCAUUCUCUUGGUGACUAUCAGAGGGCUGUGGACUAUCACGAACUGGAGCACUUAGAAUUAAACAAGAAACUGGUAACAAACAAUGGGAAGCUUUAG